Messenger RNA from Rhineura floridana, 4044 nucleotides. It is a transcript of the gene NEMP1, whose product is annotated as nuclear envelope integral membrane protein 1. The coding region runs from base 168 to 1481 and encodes 437 amino acids. The record is from RefSeq and is a predicted model, not a curated record. Gene Ontology annotation, cellular component: nuclear envelope. The transcript has 10 exons. NCBI's taxonomy places the organism in Eukaryota, Metazoa, Chordata, Lepidosauria, Squamata, Rhineuridae.
UCUCGAGCGGCUUGUAAUUGGCUAAUGUCCCUUUCGGUCAAGCAAAAGGGUGGGCGUAUUGCGGCAGCUGCCGCUCUCCUAUAGGCUAUGGAAAGAACCGUGGCGCAAAGUGCUGUUUUAGGAUGGGUGGCGGGUGAAGGGGUGGUGGGCCGGACGUGGCGGGACGGAUGAAAAUGGACUUGGGGUGCUGUCAACUUUGUCGCCUUCUGCUAGGGGUCGUGGUUCUCUGGGUGCUGUCGUGUGACUCAGAUGAAGGACAGGUGGUUCAGCUUAAAGACCAUCGCAUGCUAGAAGCACAUUCCUCUAAGCAGUUCUGCUACACAAACAAGGUGAUCCCAAAAUGGCAUGACAUAUGGACCAGAAUCCAGGUGCGAGUAAAGAGCACCAAGAUGAUCCGGAUCAUUCAGGUCGAAAAUGAGGAAAAACUGAAAGAACUGGAGGGAUUCAGUGUGUGGAACUAUAUUGGCUCCUUCUUCAAAGAAAAGCUCAAUGAUACCUAUGUUACUGUAGGCCUCUACAGUAAUAAAACCUGUUUGAAAGUCGAAGUGCUUGAAGGAGACUCCAAUUAUACUAUCAUCGUUGCUCGUACGUUUGAUCCUAAGCUCUUCAUGGUUACGUUUCUGGGCCUUCUGCUAUUUUUCUGUGCUGACUUGAUGAGCAGAAGCCCAGUUUUCUUCUAUUCAGCUGGAAUAAGCAUUGGCAUGAUAAGUUCACUGCUCAUCGUCAUCUAUGUAAUGUCCAGAAUGGUGCCCAAGAAAAGUCCCAUCUACCUCAUGUUUGUGGGAGGCUGGUCUUUUUCUGUUUACCUUAUUCAGCUGGUCUUCCGAAACCUGCAGGAGAUCUGUAAAUUGUACUGGGAAUAUCUGCUGGGUUACUUGCUUGUCGUAGGAUGUGUCAGCUUUGGUGUGUGCUACAAAUAUGGCCCCCUGGAGAAUGAACGCAGCAUCAAUCUCCUCACUUGGGGUCUGCAGAUCCUUGGCUUGCUGCUCCUCUACUUAGGCAUCCAGAUACGGCAGAUUGCAAUCGCCUUGAUCGUCAUUGCAAUCUGCACUAAAAACCUGGAGUAUCCGGUCAUGUGGGCCUAUGCCAUCUACAGGAAGGUCUUCACAGCCAUAGAAAAGCCCAGCCCACCACGUCUGCUAACUGAGGACGAGUACCGGACACAGGGGGAGGUGGAGACACGCAGAGCCCUGGAAGAAUUGCGGGAGUACUGCCGCAGCCCCGACUUCUCUGCCUGGAAAGCAGUCUCCCGCAUCCAGUCUCCAAAGAGAUUUGCUGACUUUGUAGAAGGGGCCUUGCAUGUGGUCCCCAAUGAGGUCUCUGUCCAUGAGCAAGAAUAUGGGCUUGGAGGUUCCUUUCUGGAGGAUCAGCUCUUUGAAGAAGAGGAUGAAGAGGAAGAUGGGGAGAGAGAUUACAGCUUUGAAGAGGAAGACACCCCAUGGCCCCAGAAUCAUCUGAGUUUCCAAGACAGAGCUGGCUAGUAUUCAUGCAGGUGGAUUGGCUGGUAAUGCCCCCUGCUGACCUGGGGUAAGAGUUGCAGUUUUGCAGCUCUCUUCUUACAGGGAGCACACAUAUACAAAGUCUACUGGGUACGACACAUACACAACAAGGUGUGUAUGCUUGGCAGACUCUGGGAAUGGAGUGGGAUACUACAGGCCAUUAAAGCCUGGGAAUGGAGUGGGAUACUACAGGCCAUUAAAGACUCGUCGUCUAUACCACACAAUGAACUGAAUGUGAAGUGAACUGUGCUUGAAAUAUGGCAGAGUCCUGAACUAAUUGUAUUGUAGAUUGCAAGUUGUGAAUGAAGUAACAGAGGAGUGAGGUGGGCUUAAAUCCUGAUAGUAACAAUGAGUUCUGUCACCUUGAUUAGGCAGAGACUCCAGAGGAAGAGCUUAAAAACACCAUAAUGUCCAGCUGAGUCAUUCAUUUCUUGGAAGCCCACAAUGUUGUCCUCUGAGUGCCCGUGAUGCUUAGUGGAUAUGUUGUCCAUUCCAGUGCCUCUGUACUUGUCAUUUGUUAGCUUAAGAGUUGCCUAUUAGGCUUGAUCCUGUACUUGGCACAGUUCUUCUUCGAUGAUAGCAGCUGGCCCACAUUGUGCAUGUUUCAGCUCAACCAGGAUUUUGUCUGCUUGCAAGUAAGAUGCAGCCAGUGUUUUAGGUGGCUUUCUACUUCUUUCUGUGUUUCUGUUUGCUUGCUUGCUUGUUUUAACUAGUUUCAUCCCAACUUUGGCUUAUUGGCAGAUGGAGGCUGCUGCUUUGUCACAGAUAGAGCAUGGUGAGAUCUCUGGCAACAGGCAGAGAUCUAGGUCUCUCAGAGAUGUUUCUGCCAUCCUGUAAGGGAGAUUUGCAUAAAUAAAAUUAUUUUUAAUCAUGCCCCAUGGGAAAGCGAUGGCUUCAGCAUGAAUGCCUGCUGUCUAAAUCACUUGGGCUUCCCAUGGUGCAUCUUUCGUUUAUUUGCACCUUUCUUAGAUGUUCAGUUUUGUGUUCCACAGCAAACCUGCCAAGGUGCAGAUUUGUUUCACUCUUCUAUAUUUGACUUAGUCAUUUGGAUUGCUGCAAUUCUCCAUGUUAGAUUUCAGUAUUGCCUUGAUGAGGGUGUGGCAAUAAUGAACUUCUCACAACAGGUGCUUUUAUGUAUAGCUCUCUGACGUUGCCAUUUGGUGUCAACAAAGACUGACUGUUACUGGACCUAUAAUGGGAUUUAACUUGUUUCUUUCAACCACCUAUUUGGUCCUCCCUUGUUGUGAAGUUUGCAGUUCUCGUAACUUUGUAUUUUUAGAUGCUGUCUACCUCCUGGCUUUUAAAAUUCUGACAUUCUACAGGGAUUUGUUCCUUUAUCAGCAGCAAUUUGGCACAAGCCAGCAAAGAGGUCCUAAAAACAGCAUUGGCUAAGCCUGCCAAAUUCUACCACCACCUCUUUUACUUCAGGGAUACUUCCUAAAAACAGAAUUACAGACAUGACGACAUCCUUAUUUAUUUAGGUGUAAGUCCUCCUUGCUACAGAUUAUUUGAGGCCAGUACAGAGAAAUGUAGCAAAGGCCUACAUUCCCAAAACGGAUGCAUUUGCUGAGACUGGUGAAAUUGGAUUUUCCAGGAGUGGGAAUUUCCAGGAAUAACCCCCUCAAAAUAGAGUUGAUGACAUGAGAGAGGAUUUGACAGGUUAAUUGUGCCUUAGUGUUUCACCUAGUCUUGGAGCAGCAUGUGCCAACACAAAAAAGGAGCAGUUCGGGCUAUUCUGUUUCUUCUCAUUAGCCUGUCAUUUGAUUGUCUGUGUAAAAUCUUCCAGUUGUAAUUGGCAAAAUCUGUGAUUCAUUGUGUGCAGCAGGAUUUUUGGAGUAGAAAUAAUUUAUUUCCUCCAUACUUCAAAGGUCAUUAAAAAACAUUAUCACAAAAUGCAGAGAACUCUGUCCUGUGGUGGACUUUGAGCGGAACUUGGUUUUGCAAGAAACACGGGGCUGCUGCUGCUGCUGCUACAAAUGGCAACCCCAUGUCUAUAUCCCCAUGCCUUGAGGUCACUUGGCUGUAUUUGUUCCUGCUUGCUGCACCAGUGAUGUGGAACAAAGAGAGAAAAUGAAUACCAUAAAAAUGAUAGGACACUGGUUCCCACAGACAGUUCUCCCACCAAAGAAGACCGCACUCAACUUCCAGACACCCCCAUAGAGCCGUUGGAUGUCUUGGCGCGCGUGCCAACUCCACCUCCCCUGAGCUCCCCUCUUGGCACUUCAAGCACUUCUCUGCCUCCUGAAGUUGAGUUGGCACCUAUCGAGACAGAUGAGCCAGCAGAGGCACGCCCCCUUUUGCCCCGUGCCAGGCGCCAGGAGAAGCACUUCGGUCAGAGGGAGGCUCUUCGAAGGAGUCAGAGAUUACGGGCGAAGACCUUUUCUACUUAAGCCUGCUCCCCCGACCUGGGUGCUGAGUCAACUUUCUUCUUCACGCUGCAGAGUGUACUUAGGUAGCCUAGUUAGGGAUUGCAGUGAGCUAGCAUAGUGUGCCUGUGAAACGUAUUGCCUUCAAUGUUACUUUAAUAAAACAGGAAUUGAUGCCA